AUGUGGCGGUCUGUCUGUUUUUCUGCCCGGCGGUUUCUCUUAACAACUGAUAUGUUCUGCAAGACUGUGCCUUGCCGCUUCCGCAUGUUCUACCAGCGGUGCUUUCGUCCGAAGAAUGAAGCAUGUUCUCUCUGAUGUCCUUUUUCCCACCAGCGCCACCCGGAGACCCUGGUACUGAUCAAGUCCGGUAACAUGGCGUUCAGCUCGCUCUGGGCGCCGACUCACGUGGGGAACUACCUCAUGGCUGACGACUGGAUGGCCCAGGAUCUGGACAGGCUGCAGAGGGAGGUGUUCUCCCCCACCCGUGCCGUGUUCCUGGACGUGUGGGGCAUGACGGCGUGUCACCGUGCACAGCACGAUAUCCAUCCGCCUGGAGUCAUAGUCGCUGCAGAGGUUCGGCUGAUGCUGGCCUAUAUAUGCCCCACGUAAUUAUAGCUGGGUGUGAAGAAGAUCAAACCGGCACUGACCUCUUCGCUCUGCACAAGAACCAACUAGUCACUGUGGCCACUUUUGGUGGCCCUUAUGAUUAUUAAUCCUUUGACUCAUCCUUUCCAUUGUGGUCACUUGCCUAAUGUAACCAUUUCUAAGUCCCUUGAGUACUAAGAAUGGAGUUGCGUGAAAAUCCCAUGACAGUUCCUCCCGCACUGUUUUACCAUUAAAAUGUUUGUCUUUGGGAUGCUUUCAAAUCUCUAUUUACUAUCCAUUGGUCGCUAGAAAGAAGUAUUGGAGGAGG
This is a messenger RNA of Branchiostoma floridae (Florida lancelet), 733 nucleotides long. RefSeq names its product NXPE family member 3-like. The transcript has 2 exons. The record is from RefSeq and is a predicted model, not a curated record. Bases 193 to 429 code for a protein of 78 amino acids. NCBI's taxonomy places the organism in Eukaryota, Metazoa, Chordata, Leptocardii, Amphioxiformes, Branchiostomatidae.